Messenger RNA from Brachypodium distachyon (stiff brome), 1983 nucleotides. RefSeq lists its product as uncharacterized. Gene Ontology annotation, molecular function: protein binding. Bases 405 to 1598 code for a protein of 397 amino acids. The transcript has 4 exons. The record is from RefSeq and is a predicted model, not a curated record. Lineage: Eukaryota; Viridiplantae; Streptophyta; Magnoliopsida; Poales; Poaceae.
AACCAUCGUUCAGCUUCUUCUUCGCGUACCCAGUCGAGGCUUGCCCCAGAAAACUUGCGAGAAAAGGAAACCCUCGACGCUCCUCACCGCCGCGCGCCGUCCGCCGCCGGCCGCGCCUGGCGUCCCUCAUCUCCGGCCUUCUUGUGCGGUUCCGAUCUGCAAUAUAAUCGAGCGCCUUUUGAUUUUUGAAAAGAAAAUCGCCACCCACCUGACGAAGGUCCAUCUACAAAUAUUACAAGUACGACUCCGUCAACUCGUCCUUCUCCUUCGCUGGUGUCUCCACGAGUACCAGAGCAAGAAUUUUUAGCUACACUCCCAAGCAAUGAUGUGAUAAAUCGCUUUCUGAUGAUAAAAGAUUGCAGAGGAGAUGAUAAACAGAGUUGACCAGACUCUGACAGAGCAUCAUGCCAGACAGGAGAAGCAUGACCAAGCUGGACGACCUGCCCGAGGAUCUCAUCAUCGACAAGAUACUCAUCCUGUUGCUGGCCAAGGACAUCGGCCGUUGCCGCACUGUCCGCAAAUCAUGGGGCAGCGCCACCUCCACGCCAAAGUUCAUGCUUGACCACCACCGUCGCCAGCCAUCGCUCCCCAUCAUUGACGGCCAGCCCUCCCGUUUCGUGGCCCUCCGUUGUGGCAUGGGCACCAAGGUCUCCGAUGAACAGCUCUGGCCCAUCCCCACGAACAGCAACAAAGCCAGUGACAAGUUUCACCUCCACACCACCUGUGACGACGGCCUCGUAAUCGUCUCCCAGGGACCCCGAUUCUACAUCUGCUGCAACCCAGCCAUCCACAAGCAUGCUCCCCUACCGCUCCAUUGUCCCCAUGACAUACUUGGACUCUACCGACACAAUGCAACUGGGGAAUACAGGGUGCUCUGGUGCACAAGGUACACAAGCAAUGCAGAAACUUUGUUCAUCCACACAGUAGGAGCUAAUGAGUCAAGGAGCGUCACGGUAAGAUCCCCAACAGCACCCUCCUCGUCGCCUUCCCUGGAACAGGCCUUACAUGAGGGGCUACCCUGGAACUAUUCUAAUUGUUCCCCAGUUCACCUCCAUGGCGGGCUUCACUGGUUAUCCCAUAAUACCAACAAGAGCAUUCCACGUCGUGGGGACAUCAUUGUGUUUGACACAACAGCUGAGUCGUUCCGGUGGAUGCGCGGUCCUGUCCGGUCAGGCCUUCUGGGGAAUAUGCCGUUUGAGAUGGAGGGAAAGCUUGCUUUGUGGAGCGGCAACUCUUACCAAUGCACUACUGCUAUGGAUGUCUGGGUGAUGCAGGAUUACGAUGCUGAGAUCUGGGCCUUGAAGUACCGGAUUGACGUGUCUACGGUGGAGGCAUCACGGCAACUCCAUUUAGCUACUCUUGAAAAGAAAAAGAAAACAUCACGUGAUUUAAGAGUGAAAAUGAUCCAUAAUAUGGUUGUGCUCAACGAUCAUGAGCUGCUCAUACAGUUUAAUUAUAACCAUGUGUUGCGCUGUGACAUUGGUGGCAAGUUCCUAGAAAUGGUGAACAUUGGGAAGAGACAAUAUUGUAUGAAACUCACUCAGCAUCGCCUCAAAGAGAGCAUUAUUCCAGUCCUGUUUGAUGAGAUGCAAGAGUAAGAAGAUGAGGAGCCUCCAUUCUCCACAAGACAUGUCUGAAUCUUCAGGAAGCCUGGCCUUUCACCUGGUAGUACAUCUAUCUAUCCUUAUCUGAAUGUCCAGGGCAUACCUUUUGUUCGUGGCUCUUCUUACUUAUUGCUAAUAUUAUCAGCAGAGACUAUUUUGGAUGGUAGCACUUCUGCCGUCAUCAAUUGGUGCUUAUUAUGAUGUCUUGAACAUCAUGCUAUUGUUCUGGACUAUGGAGCAUCUAUCUUUGUUAUUAGAACUAUUUUGCUGUUUUUAUUGGCCACCAAAGUUUAAAAUCCAGAUUCCAUUGUUAAUUAAGAACAAGGAUAGAAGUUUGGUCUUGGUCAUAUUCGUUGAGAUAAUAUUGCAUUUCCAGGAA